AUGGCUGCCGCUACCACCUCUGCCACGGGUCAACAGCCCACCGUCUUCCCCCACAGCCAUGUCGGUUUCGAUAGCAUCACCUCCCAGAUUGAGCGGAAGCUGUUGAAGCGUGGUUUCCAGUUCAAUGUGAUGUGUGUUGGACAAACUGGUCUGGGCAAGUCCACACUGGUCAACACCAUCUUCGCGUCCCACCUGAUCGACUCCAAGGGCCGUCUUACCCCCAAUGAGCCCGUGCGCUCCACCACCGAAAUCCAGACGGUCUCGCAUAUCAUCGAGGAAAACGGCGUGCGUCUCCGCCUGAACAUCGUCGACACCCCCGGUUACGGAGAUCAGGUUAACAACGACCGUUGCUGGGACCCCAUUGUCAAGUACAUCAAGGAUCAGCACUCGGCAUACCUUCGCAAGGAGCUCACAGCUCAGCGUGAGCGUUAUAUCCAAGAUACCCGUAUCCACUGCUGCUUGUUCUUCAUCCAGCCCUCUGGUCACGCCCUCAAGCCCAUCGAUAUUGUGGUUCUGAAGAAGCUCUCCGACGUUGUCAAUGUCGUCCCCGUCAUCGCCAAGGCCGAUUCUCUGACCCUCGAGGAGCGCCAAGCUUUCAAGGAGCGCAUCAAGGAGGAGUUCGCCUUCCACAACCUGAAGAUGUACCCCUACGACAACGGCGAGCUGGACGAUGAGGAGCGGGCUAUCAAUGCUCAGAUUAAGGACAUCAUUCCCUUCUCGGUUGUCGGCAGUGAGAAGACCAUUGUGGUCAACGGCAAGCAGGUUCGCGGCCGCCAGAACCGCUGGGGAGUCAUCAACGUCGAGGACGAGAACCACUGCGAGUUUGUCUACCUGCGCAACUUCCUGACCCGUACCCACCUUCAGGAUCUGGUGGAAACCACCAGCCAAAUCCACUAUGAGACCUUCCGUGCCAAGCAGCUGCUGGCUCUGAAGGAGAGCAGCGCUGCUGGUGGCCACACCGGUGGCAGCCGUCCCAUCAGCCCCUCGGCGGAUCGGGAACUCAGCCGCAACUCGCAACGUGCGGCCAUGAACGGAUAUUAA
Molecule: messenger RNA, 1041 nt
Organism: Penicillium pulvis
Lineage: Eukaryota; Fungi; Ascomycota; Eurotiomycetes; Eurotiales; Aspergillaceae
Gene: aspD
Product: septin aspD
Exons: 6
Coding region: 1-1041 (346 amino acids)
Biological process (GO): cytoskeleton-dependent cytokinesis
Cellular component (GO): septin ring; microtubule cytoskeleton; septin complex
Molecular function (GO): GTP binding; GTPase activity; molecular adaptor activity
Source: RefSeq, a predicted model, not a curated record